Messenger RNA from Rosa chinensis, 1972 nucleotides. RefSeq names its product L-Ala-D/L-amino acid epimerase. Gene Ontology annotation, molecular function: racemase and epimerase activity, acting on amino acids and derivatives. The transcript is spliced from 7 exons. The record is from RefSeq and is a predicted model, not a curated record. The coding region runs from base 149 to 1408 and encodes 419 amino acids. Lineage: Eukaryota; Viridiplantae; Streptophyta; Magnoliopsida; Rosales; Rosaceae.
GUCAGAAUAUUAACGUUUGCAAUUAAUAAAAAAUGGUACCGAUCGUAUACCCCUCUUCAGCUAAAACUCUACACAAUUACACAUACAACAAGAAGACCAACAGAGCAUUACUUCCAAUCCAAUCGGAGUCUUACCAAAACCCAACCAAAUGACCUCAAUUGGGUUCUCUCUCAACUCCCUGAUCCUUUGUUCUACUGUCAGUUCAACUCAGAGCUCAAAAAGACUGAGACCCAGUUCAAGAGUCAGUCCGAGAAUGGCUCUGGCCACCCCCACCACCACAUUUGGGUUCAGUAAUUUACUCGAGACUUUCACAGUCAACGUUCAGAGAGCAGAGAACAGGCCUCUGAAUGUGCCCCUGAUUGCUCCUUUUACGAUUGCGACUUCGAGGCUUGAACGUGUUGAGAAUGUUGCGAUCAGAGUUGAGUUGAGAAAUGGGUGUGUGGGGUGGGGUGAAGCUCCAAUCUUGCCUCAUGUGACUGCAGAGGAUCAGCACACCGCUAUGGUCAAGGCCAAGGAGGCUUGUGAGUUCUUGCUCAGGAAUAAUGGGAUGACUUUGAGUUCGGUUUUGGGAGAGAUUGGUGUGCUUCUCCCUGGAUAUGAGUUUGCUUCUGUUAGGGCAGGAGUCGAGAUGGCUCUAAUUGACGCAGUUGCUACAAGUAUUGGUGUCCCUUUGUGGAGACUGUUUGGUGGAGCUUCAAAUACCAUAACCACUGAUAUAACGAUUCCGAUAGUUUCUGCAGCUGAAGCUGCCAAACUGGCUUCAAAGUAUUGCAAAGAAGGAUUUAAAACUUUAAAGCUUAAGGUGGGAAAGAAUCUAAAUUCAGACAUAGAAGUCCUUCAAGCUAUAAGAGCAGUCCACCCUGAUUGCUCUUUUAUCUUGGAUGCUAAUGAAGGAUAUAGCUCCAAUGAAGCUAUCCAAGUUCUUGAGAAAUUAUAUGAGGUGGGAGUGAGUCCAGUUCUCUUUGAACAACCAGUUCAUAGAGAUGAUUGGGAAGGCCUUGGAUAUGUUACUCGUAUUGCUAGAGAAAGAUAUGGAGUAUCAGUUGCAGCUGAUGAGAGUUGUCGAAGUAUAGUAGAUGUUAAGAAAAUAGCAGAAGAAAAUCUUGCUAAUGUCAUUAACAUUAAACUUACUAAAGUUGGGGUUGUUGGGGCCCUUGAAAUUAUUGAGGUUGCAAGAGCGUCGGGAUUGGAUUUGAUGAUUGGUGGUAUGGUUGAGACUAGACUCGCCAUGGGCUUUUCUGGCCACCUUGCUGCUGGCCUUGGGUGUUUUAAGUUUAUUGAUCUAGAUACGCCCCUAUUGCUGUCAGAAGAUCCAGUUCUGGAGGGUUAUGAAGUUUCGGGUGCCGUUUAUAAGUUCAACAACGCUAGAGGCCAUGGUGGAUUUCUCCACUGGGACAACCUUGCUUGAGUUAUCUGCAGAUACGAAGAUUCUGAUUGUUUGGAGAACAGUUUCAACUCUCCACUGCAUAUAAGAAUGCAUUGUAAUUCUUACGACAUGGCCGCUAGAGCAGCAGAGCUUUUCAAAUCCUAUUGUUUGGUGGCGGCUAUGUUUCAUGUUCAAUAAGACGGCAAGAGCUCCAAUUUAAGAGACAGUAGAAGGACGUCUGCUGAGAUUAAUGUAUUUUGAGGUCAGACAUUUAGAUUCGUAGAUAAUAUUAUAUGGCAUUCAGAAUUGCAGCACAUUUCCUCACAUUGCAAGAACUGCUCGGCUCAUCAGCUUAGUAAUUUAUGUAAGGCAAACCCUGGCUUGUAUUCAUUCCAAUGCAAAAGAGAUGCAGAUACAUUUGCUUUGCUGGGAAUCUCGAGAUCGAGGAGAAUGAACUCGAUGGUUGCUUGAUUGAUUAUUGAUAGUUGGAAAGUAUUUCUUCAAGAAUAUUAAUGAUUGUAGGAGCACUACGUACAGAGCUUUUGACUUCAGGUACACAUAGAAAGGAAUAACCAGUUGAAAAAUGAAUGAUCGAGUUUUGACUAA